Messenger RNA from Cydia fagiglandana, 1398 nucleotides. RefSeq names its product fasciculation and elongation protein zeta-2 (gene Unc-76). Lineage: Eukaryota; Metazoa; Arthropoda; Insecta; Lepidoptera; Tortricidae. The transcript has 7 exons. The record is from RefSeq and is a predicted model, not a curated record. The coding region runs from base 77 to 1258 and encodes 393 amino acids. Gene Ontology annotation, cellular component: cytoplasm; axon.
AUAUACACAGACUGUAGCAGUGUUAUACAUCGACGUUAGUGUUCGCGCGGAACUCUGCGCGGGUGGACGUACGGUCAUGCGAGAAGCGGCUACGGGCAGGAUGGCCGAACUCGAGUUCGAAGCGCCGCUCGCGCAAAUCGAAGAUGCCGACGACUGUCUGUCCACGGCCGACUACCCGCAAAAAACUAUCAACGGCAACGACAUCCAUAUAAACAACAUCAAAAAUUUAAGUGAAAUUAUCAAAAUGAAAACCGACUCCAACAAAAUAAACGAUAACGACGAGCCUAGACCGGUGAAGUGCAAAGACAAUAUGCAAAAUGGGGAAGGUGACAAUUUCACGGAGACGUUCUCCGGGUCCCUUGAAGACCUGGUGAAUACGUUCGAUGAGAAGAUCACAAAGUGCUUCGGGAACUAUGAGGAGAGCGUCGAGAAACUAGCGCCGGUGCAAGUUCGCUCGCAAGAAGAAAUAAUGAACGAAUGCCAAAUGUGGUGGACAAUCACCGGCAACUUCGGCAACAUCCUGCCCAUAGACUGGACCAAGUCGUUUUCCAGGAAGAUGCACAUUCCCACCUUAAAUUUAAGUGACAAAAAGGGCUCAAUGACCCCAGACGACGAGAUCCACAGCUCAGAAGACGAGGCCGUGGCCUCUGACCUGGACAUGCACGCGCUCAUCCUGGGAGGCCUACACCAGGAUCACGAGUGUCCCGUCAAGACUGCCGAUGAAGUGAUACAAGAAAUCGAUGACAUGAUGCAGGAGACUCCGUCUUCCGAAGGUGAUGUCCUGGAGUACAAUGAGGCGCUGGAGAAAGGGAAGGAAGUCCUCAACUCACCUCUUUAUGAAGACAAACUUCGACAACUCUCCCUAACCCAGCUGAACGAGACCUACAUGGAGCUCGAGGUCCUCAUCAGAGAGUUCUCCGAGACCCUCAUCGCGGAACUGGCUCUCCGGGACGAGCUGGAAUACGAGAAGGAGCUCAAGAACACCUUCAUCUCGCUGCUGCUGGCCGUGCAGAACAAGAGGCGGCAGUAUCACACUGAGAAGAAGAAGCGAGCGCCGCCGCGGUCGCCGAACCUCAACAAUUCCGGCUCAGAGUCAAAGUACCUGACUACCGUGAUACCGUUCCAUCUCGAGAACGGCCCGCCUGACAACCAGACGCUGCAAGUUCUCAUUAAAAUUCUAAAGGCUAUCAACGAGGACAGCCCUACCGUGCCGACGCUACUAACGGACUACAUACUCAAAGUUCUCUGUCCGACCUAAGACCUAAGCCAUAGAGUCUAGCUAAUUCUUCCACCUUCAUCCGAUUCUGCACACAUCGACACCUAUUUUGCCUUGCGUUAAGAUUAUUGCAGGUGGCGCUACACCUUGGAGAGAAUUAUAUAGGGCCUCAUUUAGACGGU